GCGGUAGUUGACCAUAAUCCAAGAUGGAGGAUCAACUUGUCAGAAUCGGAGUUGGGUGAAAUAUGGCGAAGAAAUUACGGAUUAAUGUGGUUUGUUCGUCCAGAGAUAAACGAUUUCUGGUCUUAGCUGAAAGAGAAUGGGAACUUGCUACUUUGAGGAAACAUACAGAAGACAUAUUUCACUCAUUAUAUCCUGAACAGCCACAGCUGAGAAUCUCAGGCUUACAAAAUGAGUUUCACUUUGAUCUACCACUGAGUUACAAAGUAGACGAGACACUGAUUGACACAGGACUUGUAUUUGUUAUCGAGAAAGAAGUCAGCCUCCUUGAGUCAUUAAGCCAAUCAGCUGAAACUAACUCAAAAAGAUAUGCAAGUCAAUAUAACAACCAAAGUAACAGGAAGUCAAGGGAUGACUCUACUCAACCUUCAUCAAGAAAGAGAAAGAAAAUUGUGAAGAAAACCUCUGGAUCGGUGAAGAUUCCAACCAGUCCACCAGAUGGAAUUACAGAAAUCUCCUCUAGUAACAGGGUGACAUCAACAACUAGCCCAACAGUGGCUGAGCAAGAGGCAAGUUUGAUGCCUCAGAUUGUGGAGAAAAUAUCAGAAGAUUCAGAAAUUGAUGUUGAGAGUGUGGAUGACUCAGCACCUCAAACUUUACAGCAAGCAUCAAGUAGCAUUGUGAUGAAUAGCAAAGCUAAUGGGAGGAAGACAAGCCAACAGCUUGUUCAUAAGGCGAGAAAAAUGAAAAACAAGACUAAAAGCUCAAGUAAACACACAACUAGAAGCAACCAGUGAAUCAAAAAGCAUUGACUUAUGAUUCUGAAACUUGGAACCAAAUGAUGGCUUCCACAUUCAAAUGCUGCGGAUGUUUUAAUUGUGGCACAGUAUGUAGGUUAUCUUCCUCCAAGUUUGAAUGACCACCUGAGGUUAGGAUUUACAGUGUGGUAAUUAAUCAUGCUACAUAGAUAGUCAGCUGUAUUUAAACUUCAGAUCGACAAAAUACACAACAAUAAUCUUUUA
This is a messenger RNA of Orbicella faveolata, 1019 nucleotides long. RefSeq lists its product as uncharacterized. The record is from RefSeq and is a predicted model, not a curated record. NCBI's taxonomy places the organism in Eukaryota, Metazoa, Cnidaria, Anthozoa, Scleractinia, Merulinidae.